This is a messenger RNA of Pieris brassicae (large cabbage white), 2538 nucleotides long. It is a transcript of the gene pasha, whose product is annotated as microprocessor complex subunit DGCR8. Gene Ontology annotation, cellular component: microprocessor complex. Lineage: Eukaryota; Metazoa; Arthropoda; Insecta; Lepidoptera; Pieridae. The record is from RefSeq and is a predicted model, not a curated record. Gene Ontology annotation, molecular function: primary miRNA binding; heme binding; double-stranded RNA binding. Bases 532 to 2460 code for a protein of 642 amino acids. Gene Ontology annotation, biological process: primary miRNA processing. The transcript is spliced from 10 exons.
UAUGUGUUUCAGAUUCAUAUUUUGAUGGUACACAAUAUAGUAGAGCUUGCUGUUUUUUGCUGAUUUUGAUUAAUGAUUAAUAAUAACGGAAUGGAGGUAGUUAAAUUAAAAUUUAAAUCAUCAUGAUUUAGAUCUGAUAUUUGAUUAUACAUUUGAACGUUAGUGAUCAUAAGUUUAUUGAUUAAGGACUUUCCUAGAUUUACGUUUUUUGAUAUGGAGCAAACAUCGGAUCUGGUGACCAUCUGUCAUAUCUUGUAAGCAGUUUUACAAAAGGCUUUUCUCUUGUGUUUCUUCAUAGGAAGUCUCUUGGAAAUCUGCUAAAAGCCUCAGUUUAUAACCAUGUUUACUAUUUAAAUAUUCUUCUUAACAUUUACAUUUGAUGAUGGUAAAAAUUCAAUUGUCUAUUUUGAUUGGAUUUUUGUAACUAUCGCAAAUUGUAAUUGUUUCACCUCUAGUUAUUGUGUUAUGAACCAUUUCUACAAUUAAAUUUAAUUAAGUUCACACUUAGGAGAUAUUGAAUAUUAAGAUAAAAUGAGUGAUUCAGAAAUUCCACCACCUCCAAAAAAAUCCAAAGUUAUGGAAGAAACGGAGGAAGACUUCACUGAGGAUCCCGGCACUAGUACCAAUGAGUUUUUGGUUGAUGACAAGUACAACAACUAUGUGACUCCAGAGGAGCUACAGAAAUUGAAGGAGUUUAAGAUUCUUGAUGAAGUGAAGUCCGAUGAUGAAGAAGCCGGGAGUGAUGGUGGAGAAUCCGAUGUUUCCCAGGAACUACCAGAGGAAGAGAUUGAAAAGAUGUUAGAGGAUGAUCUUCCUGAUGAUUUCAAAGGAGCACCAAAGCCUAAAGAGAAGCCAUAUGUUUUGAGGUCUAAAAUAGUUAUGGAAGAGAAAGGCACCAAUCCGUUCGAAGUGUUGCCUUUGGAUUGGAUCUGCGCGCGUCACAUGAGCGGCAUCCCGGUGUACAUGCACCGACCCACGCGCAUCGUCACCCUCGCCAAGCCCUACUGCCUGGGUAAGAGCAACAUACAGCGUCACGACAUCCCAAUAAGUGCGAUCCCGUGCUUGGCGUAUCGGCGCGCUCUAGAGGAGGAAGAGAAACAAAAAGAGUUAGAUAAGAAGAUACAAGAACAGGUCGACAUUUGUAACGCUAAACUACAAAACGAUAAAGAUCCAUUAUCAUCUCAGGCCUCCGGGUCGGCCGAUCGAGCCGUGGAUGACCUCAUCACGGAAGCUCACGUCGACAUAGGAACUGAUAAAGACACUGUUGUCGGGUGUCCCUUCCAAGGAAAAAUAAUAGAGAACGAUCCCCAAAGCCAAGAGAAGGACAAAGAGAGCGAAGAGUCCUUGAAGAUCCAGCCGGUGAUAGUGCCCGGAGGAAGAGCCGUGCCUCCGCCCAGGGUGGAAGCGGUGAGCUCCAGCUGGCGCACGCAGCAUCUCACGCCGGAACAUAUCACUCGGUACUGCGAGGCACUUUUCCACUUCAAGACCGUCCAAGUCAUGCACUUCAAUCGCUGGGCGGAUCGUCGCAAGUACACGAAGGCCCGUAAGGCGCUGCAGUACCCGUCUCUGCCCGAAGGCACCAAGCUCAUCACCAUCCCAACCACGGGACAGGACGGUGUCCGCGGCAAGAGGGACUGGGUCAUGAACAUGAACGGGCGCUGCUACCUGUCAGUGUUCCACGAGUACGUGAACCGCGCCCUGCAACAACAGCCCGCGUACCACUUCACGCAGCUGGAGAACGCCGCCACGCCCUACCAGGCCACCGUGUUCAUAGGCGACAUGCAGUACGGAGUCGGCGUCGGCAGCUCCAAGCGCCAGGCCAAAGCGGCCGCCGCCCGCGCCUCCAUCCGCAUUCUCAUCCCCGAGAUGAAGGACGAGCUGGCCGCGCCCGAUGCGCCCGAGCCGGACUUCUCGUUCUUCGACUACGUGGGCGUCGAGGACCCGCGGGUGGCCGAGUUCUGCGUCGCCACCUGCGAGCCCUCGCCCCACGCCAUUCUGCGCACGUGCCUGCUGCGCAACUUCGGCGCCGGCGACCGCCACAUCGAUGUCACGGUGGACAAGUUGGAGUACCAGAAGAUCCAGCUGACCAUGAAGGUGGGCAAGCACAGCGCGGUCGUCGUGUGCAAUAACAAGAAAGCGGCCAAGCAGCGCGCCUCGCAGGCCAUCCUUCAGUCGCUGCACCCUCACGUGCGCUCGUGGGGUUCGCUGCUGCGCCUGUACGGCUCGCGUUCGGUGCCCUCGUGCGCCGAGAGGAAGCUUCACGAGCAGCAGAUCACGCUGCUGCAGGAGCAGGCGCGGCGGCACCGGCCCAACCGCGCCGUCCUUCGCAAGCUACGCCAGGACAUGCUCCGGCUGGAAGAGAGAGAUCGGGCUCUGGCGCCGGUGGGCACGCUGCUCUUGCGCCCGGCCGACGCGCUGCCGCAGCACUCGGGCUCCAACCUCAACAACUUGCAUCUCUAGCCCGACCUCUCACAAUCGUUGAAACACAAUAAAACACGUUUAUAUAUUCUCCUUGUUUAAUAAAUUAACUAAAUUGAG